Molecule: messenger RNA, 1962 nt
Organism: Ascochyta rabiei
Lineage: Eukaryota; Fungi; Ascomycota; Dothideomycetes; Pleosporales; Didymellaceae
Exons: 3
Coding region: 1-1962 (653 amino acids)
Source: RefSeq, a predicted model, not a curated record
AUGCCCCCCAUCGCCAGCACGCCGACUUCCGCGCGCCGCCCGUCCGCGGACGCGACUGCGACUGCGAAUGCGACUGCGAAUGCGACUGCGAAUGCGACUGCGACUGCGACUAGACCUGCGACUAGACCUGCGACUAGACCUGCGAAUACGGCUACGAGCGCCUCCUCUGCCUCUGCCUUUGCCUCCGCAGCGACCGCUUCUCACGACUUCCACCGCACGGAGCGGCCCAUCACCGCGCCCAUCCACACCUGGUUCACCUCGCCCGCGCGCUCGCACCCAAAUGCCGCGCAGGCCAAGGAGCUGCCGCUGCACCUCAUCCAGCUCAUCCUCACCCACCUGGACCAUGUCGCCGACCUCGCGCGCAUCACGCGCACCUCGCGCCUCUUCUACUACAUGACCCUCCCGCGCCUGUACGAGCAAGUCACCCUGCACUCCCACGCCGAAAUUCGCUACAUCGACGGCCGGCCCGAGGGCUUUGGCGGGGGCAGCCCCUUCUCCUCCGGCCUCAACACGCUGGUCACGCGCACCUUCGCCGACUACGUCCAGCUGUUUCGCGUCAUUGGCGACUGGCGCGAACAUGACGUCGACCACUACAGGCAAGGCCGCGUGCCUGACAACAGCAUGGUUCUGCAGAUUGCCAUCCGCGCCGCCCUUGACCGUAUGAAGAACCUCCAGGCUUUUGCCUGGGAGCUCAACACCAAGCCCCUGACCACCGUCUACCAGGGCCUCGUCAGCAAGCCUUCGCUCACUUCCCUCACGCUUCGCUGCCAGACCAAUCGAAUACCUCGCCCAACGACCACCAUACCCUCGUUGCCGAAUCUAACCACUCUGGUCGUGUACGACAUCGACCCUCUCUGCUAUCCAGACGACAUAUCCAUGGUGCUAGCCGGCGCAAAGAAACUCGAGAACCUAAAACUGCACUGGAGCCCACGCAUGCGCGAGAACGGAGAAGAGUCGACCAACUUGAUGUCCAUGUUUGCCCGCUGUGUUGCAAACAAGGUCUCGCUGCCCAUCAGGCGAUUUGAAAUGUGGAACCUGUACACGCGCUUCUUUGGUGACAGCGACGAACAAGUCUUCAACCCAUUGACCGUCUCUGAAUUCACAAUCAUCAACUCCAUGGGCUCUUCGGACCCCAUGACCGUCUUCCUCGACGACGCCUGGCGGCUGCAGCACAAGCAGCCCGUACAACCCAAUCUCAAGGUGAUGCGCGUGGACACCAUGGACAAAGAGGGCGUGCGCAUGCUUAGGGAAUUCAAGGGUCUUGAGCGCAUAUACAUAGUCAGCACGAAGCGAACACGAGGGACCUCCAAGUCAGGCAGCACCGUGGCAACACCGACCACGCCUUCCGUUGCAACGCCUGGCAUGACAACCGGAACCACGAGCGCGGUCGGCACGCCCAACAUGAACGAACACCAGCGUCGCAGCGUGGGCGGCGACUUUCUUGCUGUUGUACAAUCGAACCACCGCGGUAUGCGGCACCUUCUGCUGUCGGACUUGUGGCAGCUUACAGACGACGCGCUAUACAAGAUCUGCCAGACACUCCCCAAACUCGAACAACUAGGCUACAGCAGUAGUGUCCCUCCAUUCGAGUCGCUCCGUCAGAUUAUGAGUAUGGUGCCGAAUUUGUGGGCAAUACGACUCCUGGUCAGGCCGGGCACUGAGCUUGCCGAAAAGAUCGAUACGACGGAAGACAUGCACGCGUUUGCCAUAGCUACCGAGGUCUGGCGACCGGAGUACAGGAACCUGAAAUAUAUCGGUCUAGGGGAAAGGCUGGUGUACAAGCUUGGAGCUGUCAUCUACCCCCGGAAGGGGGGGCCGGAGACUCCAAAAGGCCAGGAAAACAGCAUAAACGCAAAGCGCGCAGGUCCAGUAAGGCAUAUCGAACAGGUGAGCAGGGAGAGCGUGAAGUGGAUCGAAAUAUGGGGCAUGGAUUCGACCGAGUUUGAGGUCGCGUUCUCUUGA